CUUCCUCUCGCCGCAAACCUGCUCGCUGCCGUCUGCGCUCCUCGAGCCCGCCCUGAACGGCUGAACCUCGCGUAAACCCCAGUCCCCCCGCCCCGCGUGGUGAGAGAAGAAAGGGUUUGCCUUCGCCGGAUGAAAACGAGGUCGCAGACGGCGCCGAAGCCCCUCAAGACAGUGGCGCUGGCGCCCAGGCCGAGGCCCAAGCCAAGCGGGAAGGGCGACGCGCGCGCCCCCAAGAAGCCCCCUACCGCCUUCUUCUACUUCAUGGAGGACUUCCGGAAGACUUACAAGCAGGAAAAUCCAAGUGUAAAAACAAUGCAGGAAAUAGGGAAGGCAUGCGGCGAGAAAUGGAAUACAAUGACAUUCGAGGAAAAAGUGAAGUAUUAUGAUAUAGCUACUGAGAAGCGUGCAGAAUUUGAGAAGGCGAUGGUUGAAUAUAAUAAGAAAAAGGAAAGUGGAGACAUGUCCGAGGAAUCAGAUUAAGACUAGAACUUAACAUCGGGCUGUUCCGAAUUUCUGAUGGUUCACCGUAACUGGAUAAACUAUCAAUUGUAUAUUACAGAACUGUGCCUUGUAAUGUAAUUUGUAUAUUCUAGGAAUUUCAGCUCAUGCAGGAUCGUACCUUCUGUAAUGGACUGAUAGUAUUAAACUGCCACGGAGUCUGAUACGGGUGGUUUUCACCUGGACCUUAUUU
Molecule: messenger RNA, 691 nt
Organism: Phragmites australis (common reed)
Lineage: Eukaryota; Viridiplantae; Streptophyta; Magnoliopsida; Poales; Poaceae
Product: high mobility group B protein 14-like
Exons: 5
Coding region: 130-480 (116 amino acids)
Source: RefSeq, a predicted model, not a curated record